AUGGAAGACAGUGUAAACCAAAAUAAUGGUGACAGUAUCGUAACCACAACAGAAACGAAAAAUAAUUCUUCAUUUUCAAUCAGUAAAAAAAAACCAACACUUACCAUUACGGAUCAACUAGAUACAUACUCUAAAGGAAAAAGCGCAUUUGGUCAACCAAAAUUAUUAUCCUUACUAAAUGUUGAAUCUCAAACAGAACUCACUGCAGUUUGGAAUACAUUACCUAAACCUAAGAUAAUUAACGGCACUAAUAAAAGAAAUUCAAUUUGUUUGCCACCAAUUAGGGGAGAAAGCAAUAAGAAUAAUAUAAUAGAUGAUGAUGACGACAACGAUAGUAUAGUAACACAUUGUAGGAAUUGUUUUACACAAAACACACCACUUUGGAGGAGAGAUGAUAUGGGUACAGUUUUAUGUAAUGCAUGUGGACUAUUUUUAAAAUUGCAUGGAAGACCAAGACCGCCAAAAUUACAGAAUGAUAUAAUUAAAACACGAAACAGAAGCAAUAAUAAUAAUAAUAAUAAUAAUAAUGGUCUAUUUCAUAAUAAUUCAAAUAAAAGAAGGAAGAGUAAUCCUGCAGGAUUUGAUUUAUUUACUUCAAGAAAUGUUGAACGUUUUAGAGCAAAAUAUUCUUUAAAUAAUAGAAGAAACGAGGAUGAUCGUCAAGAUAAGGAAAUAUUAAAGAUGGCACACUCAGUGAAACCCAUUUUAAAACCCAAAAAUAUAUAUGAUAUCAAAGCAAAUAAGGACUUGCCUAGCAAGGAAAGGGUCCCUUCUGAAUUAGAAUUAAAUGGCCAAUUUUAUAAAGUUCUUGAGGCCAAAAGAAUCGGUGUGAAUGAAACAGCUCAUAAUCUUUUACAGAGCAUAAAUAACAGGGACAACAUACCAUCGAAUAGCAAUUUGACAAGUUUUAUGGAUGAAAUACCUCGCCAACAAAUAGAUCUGAAAGUUGGGUUACAAAGAGAAGAAGAAAUAAUUAAGUUGAAAACAAGAGUUAUGGAAUUGGAAUUGAUGGCAGGAUUAUAUAAGAAACAUAUAUUUGAGUUGACCGCAAAAUAUAAACUUGGAAGCCAAAGAGGAUAA
Messenger RNA from Naumovozyma dairenensis CBS 421, 1080 nucleotides. It is a transcript of the gene DAL80, whose product is annotated as Dal80p. The transcript has a single exon. The record is from RefSeq and is a predicted model, not a curated record. Gene Ontology annotation, molecular function: DNA-binding transcription factor activity, RNA polymerase II-specific; zinc ion binding; RNA polymerase II cis-regulatory region sequence-specific DNA binding. NCBI's taxonomy places the organism in Eukaryota, Fungi, Ascomycota, Saccharomycetes, Saccharomycetales, Saccharomycetaceae. Bases 1 to 1080 code for a protein of 359 amino acids. Gene Ontology annotation, biological process: negative regulation of transcription by RNA polymerase II; positive regulation of transcription by RNA polymerase II.